Molecule: messenger RNA, 636 nt
Organism: Penicillium maclennaniae
Lineage: Eukaryota; Fungi; Ascomycota; Eurotiomycetes; Eurotiales; Aspergillaceae
Exons: 2
Coding region: 1-636 (211 amino acids)
Source: RefSeq, a predicted model, not a curated record
AUGAAACCAAGAGUGAUCCUGAUCACGGGGGCCAACCGAGGCAACUUCGUAAGCAUUGGAAAGGGUCUCGCUGCGGAGUAUCUUGCCAUGUCAGGUACCACUGUUGUUGCAACAGUACGAGAUGCCUCAGCUCAGAAUGCAUCUCAAUUAUCUUCACUUCCCAAAGGGCAGAACAAACGGUUGAUCAUGGUCCGUCUCAGUCUGGAUGCUCCAUCAACUGUCACUGAAGCGAUUGAACAAAUUCAAAAGCAAAAUCUUGUGCAUCACGUCGACAUCGUCAUCGCCAAUGCCGGAAUUUGCAACCAUUGGGGACCGGUGUUGCACAUGAAUGAUUCGGAUUUGACAUCGCACUUUGAAAUCAAUGAAUUGGGGCCUUUGAGACUGUGCCGGGCAGCCGCUCCAUUGUUAGAAUCCUCCAAGGAACCGAGAUUUGUCUACCUGUCAUCUGAACUGGCAAGCAUUACCGGUCUGGAGAACUCGUCAUCACUGACUGCUGGAUACGGAAUCUCGAAGGUGGCAUGCAACUAUCUCGUGAAGAAACUUCACGAAGAGCAUAAAGCCCUGAUUGCCUUUUCAAUUGACCCUGGGGAAGUGCUGCCGCCCCUAUUCGCUUCCAAUGAUUCGUCGUGCUUCUGA